Messenger RNA from Darwinula stevensoni, 440 nucleotides. The record is from the annotation of a GenBank genome assembly. Lineage: Eukaryota; Metazoa; Arthropoda; Ostracoda; Podocopida; Darwinulidae.
AUGGCUACAGCUCUGUACUGGAUUCUGGUGGCGAUGAUGGGCUUGUUGGCCUGCAGCGAAGGGCAGAGCGCGAACUCCCUUUUCGGCUACCACCGUCACGGUCCCCCCGGACUCACCAGCCUCCGCAACUUCGCCAAGCUCCGUCACGUUGCCCAUCACAAUCGCCGCCACAAGGGGAUCAUACCUUGAGGAUGCGCUCAUCCGCUUGUGGAUCCAGCGGAUUGCCUGUCGUGCACACCGCUUGCAAUGUCCUGUGGUAUAGAAUUGUGUCGAUGUAUGCACCUCGUGCUGCAAUAUACGUGAUUUUAUCGUGCUUUUUUAUGAGGAAAUCCUGAUUUUUUAUGUCAUUUUUUUCAAUUUUAUUCACGUCAUUACUUUAAUAAUUUACAUUUUAUUUACCAGUUUGUAUGCAAAUUUUUAUUUCCUAUUCAUUUGUGUUG